Molecule: messenger RNA, 2877 nt
Organism: Aptenodytes forsteri (emperor penguin)
Lineage: Eukaryota; Metazoa; Chordata; Aves; Sphenisciformes; Spheniscidae
Gene: REXO4
Product: REX4 homolog, 3'-5' exonuclease
Exons: 8
Coding region: 13-1131 (372 amino acids)
Biological process (GO): rRNA processing; DNA catabolic process
Cellular component (GO): nucleus
Molecular function (GO): nucleic acid binding; 3'-5' exonuclease activity
Source: RefSeq, a predicted model, not a curated record
AAAGGCCCCGACAUGGCGGCGGCAGCAGCUCCCCCCCGCAGCCCCCGGGAGUUCUCCUCCAACUGGAAGGCGCUGCAGGAGCUACUGAAACAAAAGGCAGAUAGCCCCAAGGAGCCCCUGUCUACGUGUCAAACAUACACCAAAAAGAAGCAUCCACUCAAAGUGGGAAACGGCCAAGAAGUUCCAGCUAUCAAUGGGAACGGGAAUGGGGUAAAGGCCAAAUCCACAAAUAAAAUGGACAAUGGUUCUGCCAAAGACAAUCCUCCUUUGGCUAAGCCAAAAUCCAAGAAGGUUGCAAUGGAUAAGAAUUUAAAUGGCACCAAAAGCGAUGGAAAAGGCUGCAAAGAAAAAAAGAAAAAUGGCAAUAUUUUAAAGGAGAACGGGGAUAUAAAACAUAAGAGGAGGAAAGCUGAAGAACGUGCAGAGCAGCAACCCAAAGAGGCUGAAAUCUGGUUUGAUGACGUUGAUCCAAAAGAUAUUGAAGCAGCAAUAGGACCUGAAGCAGCAAAAAUUGCUAGAAGAAAUCUGGGACUUGAAACAGGCCAAUCCAACCAGUCUGUGGAGCAGGUGCUGGUUAAAGAAAAGGCUUCUGAAGGGCUGACACGAGCUGUAGCCAUGGACUGUGAGAUGGUGGGAGUGGGACCCAAGGGUGAGGACAGUAUUGUGGCUCGUGUGUCCAUCGUGAACCAAUUUGGAAAGUGCAUUUAUGACAAGUAUGUCAAGCCUACAGAAGAGGUGACUGAUUACAGAACAGCUGUUAGUGGCAUACGCCCUGAGAAUAUAAAUACAGGUGAAGAUUUUAAAACAGUUCAGAAGGAGGUCGCCGACAUCUUGAAUGGAAGGAUUUUAGUUGGACAUGCUUUACGCAAUGAUCUAAAGGUCCUAUUUCUCGAUCAUCCUCAGAAGAAGAUACGCGACACACAAAGAUACAAGCCUUUCAGACAGAGAGUCAAGAAUGCACGGCCAUCAUUGAAACUGCUCUGUGAGAGGCUGCUGAAUGUUCAAGUGCAGACAUCAGAGCACUGCUCGAUUCAGGACGCACAAGCAGCUAUGAGACUGUACACCUUAGAGAAAAAGAAAUGGGAAGCUGCUGUUAAGAACAAAUCUAACAACAAAAAUUGUAAAACUUGAAUGAUUCUACCCUGUGUUUUUAUCUGCAGCAUUUGCUGGUUUCAUGUCGCAUUCCAGGGCAAAUUUAGAGAUAACUCGGAACCGACAGCAGCUACUUCAUAAAAAUCAGUCAAAAGACAGUAACUUCCUAACCUGGUAGGUGAAUGCUGCCAUACAAGAAUACUGCUAGUAUCCCCGUUCUGGAUGGUACCUAUGCCUAAUGCCUACUCCUGUGUUUAAACAAUACGUGUAACAAAUGCCUGCAUUUGUGAAGUACUUCAUCAGUUCAAUUUCUGCAAAGGAAAUAUACACUGAAUAAGUUAAAAAAAAAGUGUUUUUAAAUUACGGAUAGAUGAAGGAAGAAACUGUCAUUGCUUUGCCGAAACUCCCAAGACUAAAAUCUUUAUUUCAAGUAUUUUAAAGUCUAUGAAGUAAGGUGAAUUCUUAAUUAUUGCUGUUAGUCUCACAGUUGUGGUACCUAAAUCAACAGAAUAUAUAACUUUAUAUAUUAUUAAUGGCCCAAUAUUAAUCUUUCUGGUGAGAAAAAGCUUCUAAAAUAUUUCUGGAGGAUCGAAGCUUUUAUAUCUGAACAGAAGUGUACAAGUCUUGUUCUUCUACAAAAAGUUUUUCUUUUACUUCCGCAGUUUCAAAAGCGUUGCAUCCACAAGGGUCAUUAUCUCCUGGAGAGAAAUGUGAGAAUUGUCAAAUACAAGAUUAUCUUGUUGCUUCACUUAUUUUUAUAGUCAUUUAUUAAUAAAAACACUGUGUCUAACAUAGGUCUGUAAAGCAGCUGGUGUUUUAAACAUGUGGGGUCUGAUUCUGCAAAAUCCAAAGCAACUAUUACCAGACUGAAUACUAAUGCUAUGAUUUAAAUAAUCUAAAUGGAUGCUGGAAGGUAACAGGGAAUGGGUUUUGGAGAUGUAGCAGUUGCAUGUCGCACACUUGUAUUGCCAGAACAAGAGUGUUCUGGCCUUGUCUGUGCUGUCUGUCAGCAGGGGACACGGGGAACAACGAAUUAGGUUUACAACAGAAGAGGGAGCUUUCUUCUCUUUUGUGACUUCUUUUUCUGCACUACCUUAUAGCUGCCCUGUUCAUUAAAAUGGUGCAGGCAACGCCUGCGGGAGACAUUGGAGAAGAAGUUUGCGUCUAACUGUCUUUGAGACAAAUUAUGUAAGCAGGCUAAACGCGUAACUAGAAAGAGGAAAGUUAAGACUAACCAGUUUUAUUGGCUUGAUGAACAAACUUCUAGUUACUAGUUUCUUGGCAGCAAGCCAUUGCAAAGGAAUUAUUAGUGUAACACAUUAAAUAGCUUGAAUAAAUUUGCUGUUUCUGGUGUUUAAACUAGUUACCUUUUUGCAGUAUGACUACUUGCUGAAAUUUAAUAUAAGUUAAAUCUUCAGGCAAACUGUCACAAGGGUUUGUUUUGUUGGUUUUCGGGUGUUUUGUUUUUUUUAAGGAUGCCACUUACAAAGCAAAAAUAACUGGAUGUAAUAUGCUUUAUUCCUGUAAACUUUAGCCUGUUUUAGUAUGAAGAAUGUAGUAAAUUAAUGCGAUGAAAUGCUGCAAGAGACCAGAACAUAGUUUUAAAAAAUUACAUAAAGAAAAAACUUCCAACUACUUGUUUUCAGUAGUCAGAAAUACUCUUACAAACUGACUCUUCACCCCAUAUACACCUAACUCUGUAAAUUUCUGCACUAUGUAAUUCCAGCUAUUUGAAAAUGAUAAAAUCCAUAACCAGAAAUAAUAUACUAAGCAUCCACUCUUUAU